AUGACGGGAUUCAAACUGCAAACAAUCGAUCUAAAUCACAUAUCCAAUGAAAAUCAGCUUUUGCCAAUUGUGAAGAGUAUUUUAAUUGAUAAUGACACGUUUCUGCUGAAGAAUUACGCUAAUUUGCAUUCGAUUCAUGAACUACUGGAACAAAUAGCCACAGAAAGUCCUGAUACCACGCAAGGCUUUGACGCGAAUUUUACCGGCGCACUAACUUUGGAGCAUGGAACUAUGGUUGAACAAUACAUUACGAAUACGGGAGAAUUGCGGUUCCCAAGAAAGUGUCCCAAUGCGGCGUUGGAUAAGGUUUCGUCUCGCCUGCUGAAGAUAGGUGUUUAUUUUGCACGUUUAUGUCUCGCUUCGGUUGCAGAUAGUUCUCUGGUAAUAACUGAGAAGCAAGUUGCUACACGUCUUACCCGCUACCAUAAACCUGUCUCUAACACGUUGUUGGAUAUGCAAUUUGAAUACGACGACGAAUUUAUCGCAAGACAGCCAUCUGGAAUCAUCUCGAUUUUUCCAUGCGCUCAAAAUAUCAGCUACGAAUACAACGGUCAGUGGAGAAAAGUCGACGAACCAGAUUGUAUUUUGGUGCAUACUGGAAAGCUGCUAUCUCAAUUGUCCGGUGGGUUGCAUAGUAGUAACCGAAUCAAAUUCAGCUCUACCAAUUCAAUACAUUUAGAUGUUUUCCCCGUUCUUGACUCAACUUUCAAUAAUGUCACAUUGGCUCAAUUUGUUUUGGAUGACCAGAUCCAGGAAUUUCCCCAAGUCGCACAGAAAUACUACCCUCGCGAACUUGCACAGCAGAAGCUUCGUAAACGCGUUGAUUUCCUAAAAUCUAUUUUCAAUGUGACCGAUUCCGUCAUUUCACUUUAUGCUAUAUCGGGGUCGAUUUCUACCUCUGCUCCAGAACUUCACGCUCUUUUACCACAGAUAUCAAACAUGUUGAAAAGAAAAGUCUCACAGGAGAGUUUUCUUAGAAUGAUGUCUCUAUGGGAAGAUGCAUAUAUAAUAGAGAUUAGCUCAAGUGGAGAGCUCGCAAUAAGAACGCCUAACUCAAGUCUCUUGAAGUCAUUAUCCAAUAAAUCUAGAAAACUGGAGUACGUACAAAGGGCAGAAACAUGGUUCUCUGAAACUAUUCAACGUGAAGUUAUACCCGAAGAUGUGCCUCUUUACAGAAUAAACAAGCGUCGUGGUAGUGAGGGAACUUAUGAAGCUCACAGCUCAUCUUCGAGGACCAAUAAUAGGCCCAUCUCCCAACCUGGAAGAAGGAAAGGUUACAUUUUCAACACCAAGGAAAAGUUUAUGACCAAAGAAAUGUCUAUAAACAACGGUGAGCCAUCCUUACUAGAUCGUAUAAGAGAGAAAGAGAGAAAGGCUAGUGCCCUAUUAGCACAACGUGAAAGGCAAUAUCAAGAUUUUUUGAAUGUCAAGAUCAGUCAGGUAUUUGAUAUUUUACUUUCUCUUCCUUCCGAACAACCCUACACUAUAACACACCUACAGAACUUAAUUGUGGACAGUCUUCUUGAUAGUAACAACCCUAUUGGUGAAACAGAAACGCAACAAAUACUAUUCAAGUUGCAGUAUAUUUUAAGUGACAGAAUGAAAAUUAUUGAUGUCGAAGGUGGCCUCAAAGUUUUUAGGUGGUCUCCACUCGAUAAACGCCUGCUAGAGGACAGAAUGAGUGGAAACAAUAAUGUAAUUUAA
Molecule: messenger RNA, 1704 nt
Organism: Lachancea fermentati
Lineage: Eukaryota; Fungi; Ascomycota; Saccharomycetes; Saccharomycetales; Saccharomycetaceae
Source: the annotation of a GenBank genome assembly